GUAGUUUACUUCAUUUGGCAAACAAAAAUACAAAAUUCUGUAUAAUUCAAAAUAUAUUUUUCAUACUCGGUCUUAAAAAGGCAGACUUCCAAUGUAUUUAAUUGGGCUGUCAUUUGUGGCUCUUCUAUGGCUUCCCUCGAUCGUUUGUGAAAACACAACCACAACCACAAUGCCAGACAAGGAGUGCCGAAAGAUGUUGGACCUAGAGAGGCUUACCUACUGCUGCGGAGUGUCCUUGGUGGACAAGUUUCUGUUUGUCGGCUCCAAUUGCACGGAUUAUUGGAAUAACUUUGGGGCUUGUCGCUACGAGUGCCUGUACAACCACUGGAAGCUCUUCGAUGAGAAUAACAAGAUUAAGAAGCCGGAGCUCUACACUAUGAUCACCAACCUAUACAAUCCGCUGAAUGGCUUCCACCGGUAUGGUACUGCCUUCAAGGAAGCCAACGAAGAUUGUGAGGAAUUGGGCAACAAGUACACCGACUUUGUGAUGCGUUAUGCCAACGAGACGCAGACAGAGUUGGGCUUGGACAUCGAGUGCCGGCCCGACGCCAUGCUCCAUACGCAGUGCAUCAUGGCGCAUGUGGCCUACAACUGUCCCACGGAAUUCUGGAGGAAAGCGAAGACAUGCGAUGAUCUUGACCAUAUAAUACCGGAAUGCCUAGGUGAAUUGUUACACUCACAUGUGUUCGUGGAUGGAGAAAAUGCAAUCCACCGCCGGAUUAACUACAAGAGCAAUGGAACAAGUAAACGCAUGCCGUUGGGAGGAUAUUUAUUUAUGCUUUCCAGUUUGCUGUCCUUGGUAUUAUCGAACUGGUUGUUUACCACUUUGGUGGUUGAUUAA
Molecule: messenger RNA, 841 nt
Organism: Drosophila kikkawai
Lineage: Eukaryota; Metazoa; Arthropoda; Insecta; Diptera; Drosophilidae
Gene: Obp50b
Product: Odorant-binding protein 50b
Source: RefSeq, a predicted model, not a curated record